GAAUUACUAAAUUAGUCUCAAAAUGUUUUUGCCUCAAAGUGUGUCUGUUCUAUUGGCAUUCCUUGUGAGUGCAGGAGCUCAAAAUGCUGCCAAUCUUACAAAUAGCAAUAGAUUUCCCCUAUCAGAUGAAGCUAAGGAUAUUCUAAUGGAAUUGGACGAGGAACUGAUUUUCAAUUUAUAUGAUUAUGCAGAAAAACUAGAAGAAAGGGCACACCAUAUAGAAAGAAUAGUCAAAGAAAUUCGAGAGCCCUUGAACGCAGCAAAGGGCAUUGAAGAGGAAUAUCUAUCCAAUCCUUUGCACAGUUUUCCUCUAAUUCGACAUUUGUACGAGGACUGGGGCUAUAUAGAGGAGUUCAUGCAAAGGCCAGUAGGUGAAGAUCAAAUAAAUUUUCUCAAACAACAUCUUCAAGAGCUACCCAGACACUCGGAUGUGGUGGAGGCCACAGAGGCCUUAUCUCGAAUACAACAUACCUAUGGUCUCACGGCUUUGAAAAUGAUCAGUGGCCACAUAGAAGGAAUACAGUUCAAUUCCACUCUCACAGCGCUGGAUUGCUUUGCCCUUGCGAAAUUUCACUUGAAGAUUGGUAAAAUCAAAGAGGCUUAUCAGUGGCUACAGAAUACCAUAAACACUAUGCAUGAAGAUUAUGAAGAAGUUUAUGAGAUCCUUGGGCUUUUCCAAAACGAUGUGGUCUUGCUGAUGGCUCGAUGCCUGACGAAAUUGGGUCGUAAAGAUGAUGCUCUUUCUCUAUUACAGUCCCAGCCCGACUUCGCGGAGAACGCCACUCAUCUGAUAGAUCUGUACAUGGAGCAACCGGAUGUGUCCAGAGAUAUAUAUGAAACAUUGUCAAAUAACUAUCAAGCUACCUGCCGUUCCUCUCACACUCCAAAUCCCACCAGACUACACUGCCGAUAUAACUCCACCACUACGCCAUUUCUGAAAAUAGCACCUUUGAAAAUGGAGGAGAUUUCCCUGGACCCGUAUAUCGUUGUCUACCAUGAUGUUUUGCCCGACGGGGAUAUUUCGGAAGUUCUACGCUUGAGCGAGACUAAACUGGAACCUGCGCAGGUUGUUUCUACUCCACGGACCUCAAACAAUGUAAAGUUUCGAACCGCGUUGGGAUCUUGGUUGCCAGACUAUGAGGAAGUCGUCAAGGGACCGCCUAAGGGACCACUUUAUGGACGCCUUAGAAAUAUAUUGCGGGAUGUUACAGGACUAGUAAUCUGGGAUUACCAGUUUUUUCAGGUGCUAAAAUAUCAAUUCGGAGCUCAUUAUGCCCAGCAUCACGACUAUUUUAACAUGUCGCUGAAAUCUACGGUACUUCAAGGAGAUCGCAUCGCCACCGUUUUGUUCUAUCUUAAUGAUGCCCCUCACGGUGGUGCUACGGUGUUUCCCAUGCUAAACGUUAAAGUGCCUGCCGAAAAAGGAAAGAUCUUGUUUUGGUAUAAUCUAAAGGGAGAGACCCACGACUUUGAUGAAAAAACACUCCAUGGGGCCUGUCCUAUAUUCCAUGGUACCAAACUGGCCAUGACUGCUUGGGUAUCCGAAUAUGAUCAAAUGUUUAUUCAACCUACACUUCGUCCAGGAACUCGACCAGGAGAGAUAUAUAAAUAGCACCAAAUAAUUAUAUUUAAGGGCUUAUUUUUUGCAUCCACUCUAACACAAAAACCUUAUUAUUUUCAGAUGAAUAUAAAUCUUCAAAAAACGAA
This is a messenger RNA of Drosophila ananassae, 1707 nucleotides long. Its product is annotated as prolyl 4-hydroxylase subunit alpha-1-like. The record is from RefSeq and is a predicted model, not a curated record. The coding region runs from base 23 to 1612 and encodes 529 amino acids. Gene Ontology annotation, biological process: peptidyl-proline hydroxylation to 4-hydroxy-L-proline. The transcript has 6 exons. Lineage: Eukaryota; Metazoa; Arthropoda; Insecta; Diptera; Drosophilidae. Gene Ontology annotation, molecular function: iron ion binding; procollagen-proline 4-dioxygenase activity; L-ascorbic acid binding. Gene Ontology annotation, cellular component: endoplasmic reticulum.